AUGCUCACAACGCUCUAUUCCGUCUCGCUAGAGUACUAUCGAGACCUCGGGAGGCAUUCGCGGAAGAAGAGGGGGAGAGGCAUCGUCCCGCAGCCGACGGUCCCGCCAACCUCGGGUACCUCGCAGACGCUGUCGCUGGCCGGCUGGAACGUGCGGUACGACUUCAAGUCGGCCAUAUUUGCCGAGUACCGCCUGGAGAUGGACGUAGCCUUGCGCUCUUACGAGCAAGCGUACGAGAACCUGCUGAGCUCCGAGCUGAUGGAGCUCAUCCCGAGCUGGAGUCCGCGGUGGAACGAGGCCAGGUUCCUCGCCGACGUGAUCGCCGUCCGCUGUCUGAGGUGUCUGUUAUGGAACGGGCAACACAGCGCGGCCGCUCGGAGGUGGCUGGCUCACCGCGAGAGGAUCGCCGACUUCGUCGACCGCAGGGGCAGGGGCACCAAUAACUACGGCUGGGAGGCAUGGGAGGCGCGAUGGGCCGUCGUCAUGGCCGAUCUCAUCGCGAAGACCGACAUACCAGAACUCGCCCCCGCCACGCUCCGGCUCUACCUCCCGCCAGAGAAGAGCGUGAUGGGAGAGAGGCUCCAGCCCUGGGAGCUUCUUCACCAUCCGGGGUACUGGUACCGUCUGGCCGCGAGACACACCCAGGCCCGGAGGGCCUAUGCCCAUGCGAUCCCGGACGACGACAGGAGAUCGCCGAGCGACUCGCCGGCCUCGCACGUCGCCAAAUCCGCCUUCACCUACGACACGUAUAUGUGUCCCGAGCCGCAUGAGGAAUACCCAUUGGGCCGUGCGGGCGUCAACCAUGGCCAGAUCAUAGUCGACUACUUGAUGCGCGCAUGUACCGAGUUUCUCGACAGACGCCAGACGCGCUUCGCCGCCGAAGUCUCGUUGGAAUGCGCCAGGGAGCUUGCUCUUGCCAAGGACUGGCAGAACACGGUGAGACUCUUGGGCCCCAUAUGGAAGGAAUCGCCAUUCAGAACGGAGGGGUGGAUCGCCAUCGCCGAGGAGCUCGGUUGGGCCCUCCGGACCGCAGCGGCCGAGGUCGGCGACGCCGAGUCGGUGCUCCUCGCCGACUGGGAGCUGCUUUCGCGAGACUUCGCGAGACGUCCGGAUUGGCAUUACGAUAUCUCACGCUCGCUGGAAGGCAUCAGGCUCUCAUCGAAGCCCAGUGUUUCGAUAAGGGACGGCCAACUGCUGUCCUUCAUCUCCGCUUCCUUCCUCUUUAAGGACGAGGAGGGCAAAGCCGGACAGAGCGUCCAUAGUCAAUUGUCCAUCAGGUCUAAUGCACAACAGGACUCGGCACCUGUCAUACUCAACAGCGUGUACUUGAGCUUCACCGGAAGUCUCGACGGUGUCAUUUUGCACCAUCAGAGUGGCGGGCAAGCGGCACAACGCAAGUGCAGCACGACUCUAUUCACAGUGCCCCUGACCAAGCAGGCCGACAGUGUCACGGAAACAGAAUCGGAAACAGAAUCGGAAUCGGGAGCGGAGACUCCCGAUGAGGUCGACAACGGCGUCACUCUCGUUGGGUUCGCCGACCUGACACUGUCUCCGGGCCAGACACUUGUAUUUAACCUGGAGAUACCACUUCGAGAGCCCGGCGAGACGCGUGUGGACUCGCUCACCGUCAACGUCGGAACCGAUACUUUUGAACUCCGGCAGUCGCUGACAUUCGACGAGAGGAGGAACACCAACCUCUGGUAUAUAUCUCCCUCUGCGACCAAGCACGUCGUACAUCCUCAACCCCUCGCCGUUCGGGUCUUGCCCCGGCCUCCGAAAAUGGAGAUCAGGUGCCCAUCAUGGAAGGAGCAGUACUACACAGACGAGCCGAUCAGUCUCGAUAUCGAAAUCGAGAACGGCGAAGACAUUGAGGCGCUCGCCAAAUUGGACGUCGUGCUCCUUGGCGACAAGCCACCGCUGUUCACGGUGAUUGUCCCUAAUCAUGGGGGACGGAGCUCGUCCAGCGUCCGCAGUGAAGAAGCUAGGCUCUCAGGGGCACCGGUGGGCACCAUCGCGAGCUCGGGCUCACUCACUGUCUGUCUGCGCAUGCCCCAGAUUGAGCGGUCCAGCCGAUACGACAUGACGGUCAAGGUCACCUACUUCCUGGCCACCAACCCCGGCACCCCCAUCUCCCAAACUGCCGGCUUCCAACUCAACAUCGUCAGCCCCUUCGAAGCAAACUACGACCUCAUUCCUCGGGUCCAUCCCGACCCCUGGCCGAGUUUCUUCGAUCCCGAGGGAGUACCGAUCCCUUCCGACGGGGACGGCGGCGAUGAUGUUGCCCAUCCGCCAAGAGGCAUCUCCCAAGCCUGGUCCCUGAUCAUUCGGUACGCCUCGUUCGCCGCCGAGCCCCUUCGCGUGACAGACAUAGACAUCGCCAUCCAGCCCUCGCCCACGUCCCGCUGCUCCGCCGUCGCCAAACACACCAACCUGCCUCCCUCCGGCGCCGGCCGCCUCAUCCGGCCCAAGACGAUGGAGGAGGCGGUCUUUGACCUCUCCGCCCAGAAACUCACCGUCGACGACCGCGCCCACGCCCCUCUCGACAUGUCCCUCAUCAUCAGAUGGACCCGCCCGGACGCGGACGCAGACGCAGACGCAGACACCGACCCGCGGACCGACGGCAACACGACCACCCUCCCCAUCCCGCGCUUCACCAUCUUCGGCACCGAACCCCGCGUGCUCGCGACCGUCGCCCACCAUCACCAUCACCGCCGCCGCGGCGCCGCCCCGAUCCCCCUCACCACGCUGACCGUCACCAUCGAGAACGCGUCGGGCCACUUCCUGACCUUUGGCCUCUCCAUGGAGCCGAGCGAGCAGUUCGCCUUCUCGGGCCCCAAGCAGACCACGCUGAACCUGCUGCCCGUCUCGCGGAGGGCGGUCGAGUACCGCCUGCUGCCGUUUGGCGGUGGCGGUGGCGGCGGCGGCGGCGGCGACGCGGGUGGCGAGGGAGAAGAAGACCGGGACGGGGCGGCGGUGGUGGAGGGGAUCUGGGUCCGGCCGGGGCUGGUGGUGCGGGACAAGUACUUCCAGAAGGUGUUGCGCGUGGUUCCCGGCGGGGACGGAGUGAGGAUAGGCAAGGACGGGUUCGAGGUCUGGCUGCCGACGUUCGGGAGACGUGGGAGGAAGAAGCGGGAGGAAUAA
Thermothelomyces thermophilus ATCC 42464 is the source of this 3141-nucleotide messenger RNA. RefSeq lists its product as uncharacterized. The coding region runs from base 1 to 3141 and encodes 1046 amino acids. The transcript is spliced from 2 exons. NCBI's taxonomy places the organism in Eukaryota, Fungi, Ascomycota, Sordariomycetes, Sordariales, Chaetomiaceae. The record is from RefSeq and is a predicted model, not a curated record.